Hyaena hyaena (striped hyena) is the source of this 837-nucleotide messenger RNA. Its product is annotated as protein FRG2-like-1. The record is from RefSeq and is a predicted model, not a curated record. The transcript is spliced from 4 exons. The coding region runs from base 1 to 837 and encodes 278 amino acids. NCBI's taxonomy places the organism in Eukaryota, Metazoa, Chordata, Mammalia, Carnivora, Hyaenidae.
AUGGACUUGGGAACUGAAGGCUCGGACCCCCUCAGCUCCUCCGAGCGACACCCCACUGACCAGCCGCCCUGCCAACAGAACUCGUUCACAGAAGGCGGCUCACAUGUGGAGGAGAAACCACUGGAAGGCAAAGAGGAGACAUUAUCGUCCCCGCUGAGAGAGAGUCGCACCCAAAGGCGAGGGUCUGACGCCAAGACGGAUGAGGAGGAUUCCAAGGAAAGCGAGCUCAGAAGAGACAGCUGCAUUUCCGGAUCAGAAUCCGAAGGCUGCUCCAGUUGGGAGGGCUCCGGGAAGAGGAAAAUCCCUUCCAGCGACGGCACCAGCCCUGCAGCAGGGGCCUCUCCGGCAGACGAGCGCGGUGUGACUCCGGGAAAGAAGACACGGAGGACGCCGGGCUCGAGCCAAGGCAGCGACGGCGAGGAGCCCGCGGAUGCCCAGCGCAGGAGGCGCGGGGCGCGGGGCGCCGGGCGCGGCCGGCGGAGCAGGUGCAGGUCCCCAGGAGGCCGGCCGCCCCCACUGCGGAAGAGGCUGGUGACCGCCGUGCGCGCCCUGUCCGAGGCCGUCUAUGAGGACGUGGCUGCGGUGUGGGAGCAGCAGGGCCAUUGCCCGCUGACCUGGGAGCGGCGCUCGCGGCUCGGGCAGCUCUGGGAGCCUCUGUGCGCGGCCUUGCAGACCGUCUACACCAUGGCCAACCAGGCGGCCUACGUCUUCCCUGCCAAGAGCUGGCUCGUCCCCGCCCCGCCGCCGGCCCCCCGGCCUCCAGCUGGGGAUGGAGGAGAAGCCCGGGGCUCCCCCAGGGAGGGACACGGGGCCCCCCCUCCCGGGGUCGGGAGCUAG